This is a messenger RNA of Carassius carassius (crucian carp), 3035 nucleotides long. Its product is annotated as beta-citrylglutamate synthase B. The transcript has 5 exons. Gene Ontology annotation, biological process: protein modification process. The record is from RefSeq and is a predicted model, not a curated record. Lineage: Eukaryota; Metazoa; Chordata; Actinopteri; Cypriniformes; Cyprinidae. Gene Ontology annotation, cellular component: cytoplasm. Gene Ontology annotation, molecular function: ATP binding; ligase activity, forming carbon-nitrogen bonds; metal ion binding. The coding region runs from base 557 to 1774 and encodes 405 amino acids.
UCCUGCCAUUGGCCGAUGCGAGUGCGAGCCCUUUUCGCUCAUUGGCUGGUGCGGGCCGUCCAUGAGCGCGAGGGAAAGAGUUGUAAACGCAAAGCGCGUGCUGGAAAAGCCGAGGCGUAGAGCUGAGAGCAGCGCGAGCACCGGGGACCAGCAGGGGCAUCUCUCUUAACAACAUCCAGCCUCUUAUCCGCCCGCUCUCCAUUUAUUUGCGAUUUUUUUCGUUUUUAUCGUUGAAGCCUAAAUUGUAGGAAGCGAUAGGCCCGAAUUUCGCAGCUAGGCUUUUGUUAGCCCGUGUUGAGGGCAGUUACUGUUGCCCCUCAGCGGGGGAGCGCGUUAUCAUCUUUCGGUUAUUUGGGAGGCAAAUCCGCAGCCUCUCACCGCGUGUUCGUUAAAUAUCGAUUUUAGGUGUGUUGUUGCGUAAUUUCGCAUCUGGUAAAACCGGACUGUUACCUGGGAUUAAAAAAAUAAAUAAAGAGUGUUGCGGCUCUUUGUGUGGCUUCUGCUUCGUGUCUCUGUUUGCAAGCUACCAGAAGUUCUGCACUUCGAGCUCUAAAACAUGUGCUCCAGGGUGUGGUUUAUCACAGACCGGCGGAUCAGCCAGGAGUACCCGCAGGUCCAGAUCCUGCGAGCUCUGAAGGAGCGCUGCGCCGAGGACGAUGUUGAAUUCCGCUAUCUUCUCAUGGAUGAGAUCGUCCUGACCAUCACGGAUGGACAGCUCGGUCUGAGGGUUGGGCAGGAAAUCGUUACAUCAUUCCCGCAAGUUGCUGUGAUGCGCGUUCCGACCCCAUGGGUCCAGUCGGACAGCGACAUCACUGUACUGCGUCACCUGGAGAAGAUGGGCUGUCGUCUGGUCAACCGGCCUCAAGCUAUCCUCAACUGUGUCAACAAGUUCUGGACCUUCCAAGAGCUCGCCGGGCAUGGAGUGCCUCUGCCAGACACGUACUCCUAUGGAGGACAUGACAACUUCCGCAAGAUGAUCGAUGAAGCCGAGCCGCUGGGUUACCCCGUGGUGGUGAAGAAUGCUCGUGGACACCGAGGUAAAGCUGUGUUCCUGGCCCGGGAUAAGCAGCACCUCUCAGACCUUUGUCAUCUGAUUCGCCAUGACGCACCGUACCUGUUUCAGGAGUAUGUCAAGGAGAGCCAUGGGCGGGAUGUGCGAGUGGUUCUGGUUGGGGGGAGAGUGAUCGGAUCCAUGCUGCGCUGCUCUACCGACGGACGCAUGCAGAGCAACUGCUCACUGGGUGGGGUGGGAAUGAUGUGCCCCCUCAGUGAGCAGGGGAAGCAGCUGGCUGUGCAGGUGUGCAAUAUUUUGGGGAUGGAUGUCUGCGGAGUCGACCUGCUGCAGUUAAACGACGGUUCUUUUGUGGUGUGCGAGGUCAACGCCAACGUGGGCUUCAUCGCGUUCGACCAGGCUUGUGGGAUGGACGUGGCAGGCACUGUGGCUGACUACGUUCUCUCCCUUCUCCCAAGCCGCCUCAGCAGGAAGAUGUCAUUGCUUUCUGUGGUCUCUAGCACCAGCGAAACCAGCAGCGAGCCCGAGGUGUGUAUCCCAACCGAGGUGAUAAUCCCCACGGAGGUGUGUAUUCCCAAUGAGAUCUGUCCACCCGGCACUACCUGUGCCAUCACUGACGCCGUCUCCACCAUGAGCACAAGCUCCACCUCUAGCGAGAGUGAGGUGGAUCUAACAGAAACAGGCCCCGCCCCCGUCACUGCAGAUCCUGCCUACAAUAUCAACUCCCUUCUCGCGAGUGAGAUAAAACUGUUGACUGAGUGAGUUGGAAUUACAGCCACAAACGCACACUUACAUAUACACAUACACCCACAUACACAAACAUCAAAGAGCGAAAACAUACUGAAGUGGACAUUUUACACACAGAUGCACACAUGUAAUCAUACUAACCCUCCCUGUAAACCCCCGCCUGAGGCUGCUCCCCUGAUGUUUCUUCUCCAUUGACAGACUAUAGAAUUAUACAAGUGUACAGUGCAGUUGGAAGUGCACUAGCUAGUGUACACUCCAGCCUGGCUGUAGUGCACCAGCUGGAUAUGUGUUUGUCACUGUAAUUUGAGGGUGCAUGCACUGUAGAGUGGUUUUACCAGGACGUGAUUCCCAAAUGUAACCUUUCAGCUACCAUCAACUGGAUUCUGAUGUACAUACUCUGGGUUAGGGUACACACAUACUGACAUACACUAUGUGUGUUAAUUAAGACAUAUUAAAGUCUGUAUUAUAGAGAGAGAAUGAAUACAUUUUGUCUGUUACAAACCUUGUGGUAAAGCCUGGCUGAGGGUAUAAUGCAUUGCAUGCAUGGGGCAAGAAAGAGGAAACCGAAUGGACAGGACCAGGAUACUAAGGCACAUACCUCCCUGCCCUCAAAAAGCCCACACAGACACAUAGAGGGACAGCAAGAACAAAAACUGGAAAGCUGUGAAAAUUCUUAUCCAUCCUAACUCUUUUAAAAGCAUGAAUGAGUAGGAGUUAUUUUAGUCUGUUGCAGUGGCUGCCUGUAGUAAAUGAAUUACUAACGAUCAGACAAGCGUAAAGGUUUCAUUUGCUUUGCUGGUGUCAGUAAAAUUGAAUGACUGAUGUGGGACCCGUUUUGAAUUACCUUUCUUAAUGUGCAAGCGAGGAUUUGGCCCAUAGGAACUUCUUUCUCUCAGACAUCUUCUGUCUGGUAAUUCUGUGACGAGGCAGCCAUUUUAGAAAUCCACCAUUUUGGACUGGUUAAAGCAAUCUGUUUGCGGAUCAAUUGUAUGGAAGAUAUUGUGAGCGGGAAAAAAAAAUACCAACGUCUACUACUCAAAUUUGCUAAUGACCACAUGCCAAUCUGCAUGUGUGCCACCCCAAAAGCAAUUUCCCACAGAGUCUGAACAGCGAUUUUCAAAAAAUCCGAGCGAGUAGACUUUUAAAUACGAAUGUUUUUACCACAAGGGCUGAACGUUUUGCCAACACUAAGCGCUGAUGAUGAAUAAGCUAUUUGUCUUCAACGACUUGUUUGUACAAAAAUACUGCAACAAUAAAACUGAAGUUUCAACUCAAA